AGCGUUGGGGCGUCUACAUAUUAAUACAUAAACUGCAGUGAUUAGCAUUGUGUCCAACCUUCUCCCGUCCUUGUGCUCCUUGGCCAACCAACGGCUUCGUUCCAAAGCACGCAGGCUCCUACGAGGCAGCUUCAGAAAGUCAUAACAUAAAGCCUAUUGACUGUUUUCUCUGCAUGCGUAACUCGGCGCGCCUAUUUCCUUCACAUUUAAGGCAAAGCCGAAGCAUCUUCACAGCCUCGCCCUUUAUCGCAACAAGGCUAUCGCACUCAACCAAUUCCAGAAACAUCUUACGAGGUAAUCGGAACCCGCAAGCCCUGAGAUAUCGCGCGUCUGCUGCGCGGUCGUUACCUUUACCUUCCAUCGACACCAUGGAAAACAUCAAGGUGACCUUCACGCCGGUUGCUUUAACCGCGGACAGUCGGCCCUCCCUGGCCCGCUCGGGCGCCUGUGCCGCCGCUCUGCCCGCCUGGCACCCUCACGAUGCCAUCAUGCUGGGGGGCUACACAGAGGAGUGGCCGCAGCAACCGCAAGCACAACCGACGCCCCGGAGGGCUCCGUGCAUGGAGGCGUGGACGUUCACUGCGGCUGACGGUGGGAGAUGGCACCACGUGAAGUUCGAGGAAGGCAGCCCCGUGCCCCAGCCCCGUCUAACCAGCCAAGCAGUGGUGGUGGGUGAUGAGCUUUGGCUAGUGGCCGGAUGGAACCCAGCGGCUGCUGCUGCUGGCGGCGGCGGCGGGGUCGGGAGUGACCCUGGGUCGGUGGAGGCGCAGCCGUUCCUUAACGACGUAUGGGCUUUGGACUUGCGCAGCUACAGCUGGCGGCGGCUGGAUGUAUCGGGAGAGGACAUGCCCCGGAUCAGCAGGUUUGCCAUGGCACCCAUGCCUGACGGUCGGUUGCUGCUUCACACGCACCGCUGCUCGGAACACAUCAUGAUUCUGGAUCCAGCAACCGCAACCGCAACGGCAACGGUUAAGGAUGCUACCGGAUUUGGUACGGCAGCUGCUGCUGGCGUUGAGACAGCAGCAGGGCAGCAGCAACAGCAACAGCCAACGCUGAGCUUUGUGCCCGUACGCGGCGUAUUCCCGGGCGAUCAAAGCCCGCCCUCUCGCGGCCUGCACUCCCUCACUCCCGCCGCCGCACCUCCGCCGGACCUCUUCCUCCCGCCGCCGCCACCAAUCCAGACCCCCGAGGCCGCCGUCACCGCAACCUCGCCAGCACCGACAACGGAAGUCGCAAAAGCAACGGCAGCAACAGCCGCAACAAGUGGCAGCGGCAGCGCUGGGAAACCGGAUGGUGAAGUGGAGGUGGAGACGAAGCCGCUUCGUACGGCAAUGUACGUGUACGGCGGAGCUCCUCAGUCAGGCCCUAUGUACGGCGAUCUGUGGGUGUUGGAUCUGGAUUUGCUGACAUGGCGGCAGCUGGCGCCGGCGGGGAUCCCACCGCAGGCCCGCUGCUCGCAUGUAGCUGCGGCUUUCGGUUCCUUGCCCUCCAGCCGUGGUGCUGCUGCUGCUGGUAGUGGCAGAGGCGAGGCAAGCGGCGCGGAGGAAGUGACGCCUGGCCGCUUCCUGCUGCUCAUGGGAGGGUCUUUCUACGAGCAACCCGGCCGCCUGAAGCCGCUGGGCGACGUUGCAGUGUACGACACUCAGACCAAUCGCUGGCUGGAGAUGGAGGUGGAGGGUACCCUGCCCAGCCCACGUAACGCGGCAGUCAUGGUACCGUUGAAGAGACAGGAAGCCAAGUCAACCGCCCCAACAGCAGGCGGCGCAGGCGGCCGCGAUGGAAGUGGAAGUGGUGGCAGCACCGUUGACCGUUUCGUGCUGCACGGCGGUUGGCGGCCGUUUGUGGAGACGUACAACGAUACGU
Molecule: messenger RNA, 1863 nt
Organism: Astrephomene gubernaculifera
Lineage: Eukaryota; Viridiplantae; Chlorophyta; Chlorophyceae; Chlamydomonadales; Astrephomenaceae
Source: the annotation of a GenBank genome assembly